UUUUUCCCAGUGCAUUCGGAGUGCGAUGAUGUCUGCCCUCUCUGUGACCCACGCUUUGUGCUUCAGCUGUGAUUAUUAGCUGGUUUAUCUGUGUUUAGCUGUUUGAGCUUCAUCGAGAAUGUGACCUUUAUUGCUCAUAUGGAAGACAGCCGUCAGACUAUUUUAGCUGAUAUGAGCACGCUGCCCGGAUACACAGGGGCCAGAAUAUCAGGCUGCUGGGCACUCCGUACAGAUGGAGGUGGAAGUGGUGAAGACUCUCUGGACAGACUCCUCCCUGCGGUCAGCACCUCUCGCAGGAAAAGCAGCACUCUGGGUAAAACCGAACCUCCACUGCUCCGCACCGGCACACGUACCAUCUACACAGCCGGCAGACCGCCCUGGUACAACGAACAUGGAGCACAGUUUAAAGAGGCCUUUGUUAUUGGUCUGUGCGGUGGCAGUGCCUCGGGAAAAACUUCUGUAGCCAAUAAAAUCAUUGAAGCUUUGGAUGUUCCUUGGGUGGUUUUGCUAUCUAUGGACUCAUUCUAUAAGGUUCUGUCUCCAGAGGAACAAGCUCUGGCUGCCCGUAACGACUAUAACUUUGACCAUCCUGGAGCUUUCGACUUUGAGCUGCUUGUGACCACGCUGCAGAAACUCAAACAGGGGAAAAGUGUAAAAAUCCCAGUCUAUGACUUCACUACACAUGGACGCCAGAAAGACUGGAAAAAUGUUUAUGGUGCCAGCGUCAUUAUCUUUGAAGGCAUCUUGUCCUUUGCAGACAAUGAGCUCUUGCAGCUGAUGGACAUGAAGAUUUUUGUAGAUACAGAUUCAGAUAUCCGGCUGGUACGGCGGCUGAGGAGGGACAUCACAGAGAGAGGGCGGGACAUUGAGGGGGUCAUUAAACAAUAUAACAAAUUUGUAAAACCAGCCUUCGAGCAAUACAUCGAACCCACCAUGAGACUUGCAGACAUCGUAGUGCCACGUGGUGGAGGUAACAUGGUGGCUAUUGACCUGAUCGUUCAGCAUGUUCACAGCCAGCUAGAAGAGCGUGAGAUUAGUGUCAGGGCACUCCUGGCCAUGGCCCAUCAGUCCCAGCCGCUUCCUCAGACUCUCAGUGUAUUGGAAAGCACACCACAGGUCCGCGGUCUGCACACCAUCAUCAGGAACAGAGACACCAGCCGUGAUGAGUUCAUCUUCUACUCAAAGAGACUGAUGCGGUUGCUUAUUGAAUAUGCGCUGUCUUUCUUGCCCUCCAAGGCCUGUUUCAUCCGGACACCACAAGGCCAAGAGUAUGAGGGUCGCAGAUUUAGUGGGAAAGGGAUCACAGGUGUGUCUGUUCUCCGGGCCGGGGAGACCAUGGAACCUGCUCUGAGAGCCGUGUGCAAAGACGUCCGUAUCGGCAAGAUUCUGAUCCAGACUAAUCUAGAUUCAGGAGAGCCAGAGCUGCACUACCUGCGACUGCCCAGAGACAUCAGUGAGGACCAUGUGAUUCUGAUGGACAGCACUGUUUCCACAGGAGCGGCGGCCAUGAUGGCAGUGAGGGUGUUGCUGGACCAUGAUGUCCAGGAAGACAAGGUUUUGUUGGUGUCUCUGCUGAUGGCAGAGCUGGGUGUUCACUCAGUGGCUUACGCCUUCCCUCGUGUCAAAAUCAUCACCACUGCUGUGGACAAGAGUCUAGACGACCUCCUUCAUGUCAUUCCAGGCAUAGGAGACUUUGGUGACCGUUACUUUGGGACAGAUGGGAUUUCAUCAUGGAGUGACAAAGAGCAGCAAGAACCGCAUAGCUGCUCACCGGAGGUUUGACCCGCUGCUCAAGCAAUUCAGGCAGCUGUGGAUAGCGAGGAUCAACACUUACCGUAAUUUCAUAAAACCAGCCAGGAACAAAAAUAGAUUUGCUAGCACACUCAUGAGGUGCAGUAUUUGUCGCACUUCAUUUUAUGACCGUAUGUUCAUGAUAGGAUCUAAAAAAGAUCUAACAAUUGUUUUAGCAGUUAAUAAUUUAAUUUACAUUUGAUAUUUUAUUCUGGAGUAUUGUUUGUUCCUUAAACACUGUCACAAUAGUUCAAAACGUUCAAACUAGACAUAUUUAUAUAUUUUCUAAAUAUUCGUUUUUACAUUUGUAUAAAUAUACAAAAGACUGGACCCAUAUGGCUGUUUAUCGGUUUUACACAUUCAGCUUAAAUUAUGUUUAUGUCCCUCAAUUCAACAUCGGUUCUACAAUUUUAUGAGAAAUUUCUGUUUGAUCAUUCUUGAGGCAGCUAUCUCCAAGAGAGCAGGUUGGAAGAGUUUUUCCCCCGACACGUACUGCUGCAGCACUAACACCAGGGGGCAGUACAUCACUCCUGUCUCAUCGUGAUCUUGCAGGUUCAGUAAGGACAUUUCAAAACCAACUAUGGAACUCAAAAGCAUUUGGGGAAAAUGUAUUGUUCACUCAGGAGUUUAGAGACAAUUGAGCUAAAAUGUUUCUACAAUCUUAAUAAAACAUUAGAAGAAGACCUUGACCUAGCCAUGACCUUAGUAGCUCAACAGAAUAGUGACUAGAGUAAACUUGAGGUGUUUUUGUUGAGAAACCCUGAGAGGAAACAAUUGCACAUAUACUAGCUACCUUUGGGUGAAGGUGAAGGGUUCUUCACUAAGAGGUACUGAAAACAUUUCUAUUGCAAUGGAAUAAUGAAUGACCAAGUAAAAAGUGUUACACGGAAAAAGUCAUAGAAGGUUAGAAAAGAUAGAUGUGACAUCUGUUUCAAGAAAAUGGAGGAAACUUGGCAUACACAAGUCCUUUUAAAGAUCAAAUUGUUUUACCAAACUGGAAUCAAAGGGCAGCUGUCAAAGAAUUAACCUCGAAUGUUUGGCUGAAUUUAACCAGACAACAUCAAUCUCUUAAUUUAACAUUUUACAGGUGUGACUUAAUUAGCUUGAUGGAAGGGACAGAAUCUGACCCAUCUGCAUUUAGGACAAAAUAUAUUCAUAUAUUUCCCAGUAAACCCACAACUAUGAAGUAGUUCCAGGUCUGUUGACUGCAUAACAGUUCAGUGUCACUCCGCUACACUAUUUCAGUUAUUUUGUUUUGUGGUGCGUCGUGGUUCUCUCCUGAAUGUGUGACGGAGACUGACAUGGACUGUACAAGGCUGACAUUGCAGACUAGUGAGACUGGGUUGCACUCUCUCUAGGUUGCUACAACAUGCAGACACUUUCUCCAGUGUUGCUGGAGCUCUGAAACAUGGGUGACAUCUUGACUUAGCAGAGCUCUCCAUACAUUCUGGAUUCGCCUAGACAACAAACUGGUCUGCGACUGCAGCCUCAAGGUUAACCUGUUACUAUGGAAACAAGUCAGCCAAUAAAAAAACAGCAGACGGUUGCUAUGUUGACUGCACCCUUUUUGUUUUAAGUAUGACCUAUUUUUUUUUUCCCAGAGCAAGUCAGAUGCAUGCUUGUGACACCUUCACACAUAAACACACACAGGGACAGAGUAAGAGAGGUAGGAAAGCAGGUUACACUUUUACAAACACAAGUUCAUGUGUUCUGGUAGAGGAUUUCAAUGAAAUAAAAGAAAAAAUCCCAUGACCUCCUCCAUCUGUUUCUAAUGUAUUCUUACUGUGAAAUGCAAUGAGAUUUUGCCUCAAUGAAAGGGAAUUCUUAAAUACCAUACCAUGACACUGAUGCAGUUGUCAUAGGAACAACAUGUACCACAGUGAAAGGCUGAUGUGACUGCAGCUUCAAUGGCUAAUUAGGGUAAACAAAGAACUCCAAUGCAAUCCCUCAUCUACCUGAGUGUAUAAACUAAUCAAACCCGGUUUAAUCAGAGCCUAAUCACAUCCAGAUUUGGAAUGAGAAAUGUCCUCUGGAAUAUUUGCUGAACCUUUUGCGUUGAUGCCUACAGACAUCACAAAAUGCAAA
Molecule: messenger RNA, 3876 nt
Organism: Carassius auratus (goldfish)
Lineage: Eukaryota; Metazoa; Chordata; Actinopteri; Cypriniformes; Cyprinidae
Gene: uckl1a
Product: uridine-cytidine kinase 1-like 1a
Exons: 16
Coding region: 139-1782 (547 amino acids)
Molecular function (GO): ATP binding; kinase activity
Source: RefSeq, a predicted model, not a curated record